This is a messenger RNA of Contarinia nasturtii (swede midge), 1147 nucleotides long. RefSeq lists its product as uncharacterized. The record is from RefSeq and is a predicted model, not a curated record. The transcript has a single exon. The coding region runs from base 98 to 979 and encodes 293 amino acids. NCBI's taxonomy places the organism in Eukaryota, Metazoa, Arthropoda, Insecta, Diptera, Cecidomyiidae.
CCCAAAGGAUAACGAAGUGUUGAACGAACAAGAGGUGAUACACAAAGAAAAUUCGAUACAAAAUAAACGAAUAUCAAUUUAAAUCAAUUCUGUCACGAUGAAUUUGAGUAAAAUUUCACAAGCCGAAUUGAAUUUAAGUGUUGUGGCCGAUAAAAUUGUGACAAAUGCUGGAUUAGUAUCGUAUCAUUUAUUUUGUCCAUUCUGUGCUGAUUUCUAUUUAUUUGAAUUCACAUUAAAAGAUCAUUUGAAACGUGAACAUUCGUCAUUGAUUCAAAAGCAUUUUAAAAAUGUGUGCACCAGUGAUAGUCAAAUGAAUUCAUCAAAUUGUGAUGAAUCGUUGCGCAUUCGAUUUCUCAAUGAGUUCAAUCAUGUAUGUGAUUUGUGUGGGGCAAUGUUUAUGCGAGACGGUUUGAUAUCCAAACAUAUCAUCAACUAUCAUGGUUCGAAUUGUUAUGCCGUAUGGAGAACGCAACAGCCAAAAUCUGGCAAAAAAAUGAGUUCGAGCAUUGAAAAUAUUUGUAAAAAGGAUGGAAACGAUUCAAAAGAGAUGUAUGCCAAAUAUUCGCCUGGUUUAAGUGAAAUGUUUGAAGGAAUUUCAACGCGUGACUAUGACGAUUUUACCAUUGAUCGAACACCACUCAAGAGUAUACUAAAAAAAUCGGCAUCAAAAUCAGCACGCAUCAUUAGUUCACCGUCAUCGUCCAGCAUUCGUCGCAUUAAAAACAGUACGUCGGCGAAGCGUUCAACAUCAGCACGUCGUGUAUUACGCUUUGAUAUCGCAAACACAUCGCCAAUCGACUUGGAGAAUGUUCCAUUCGGUAAUAUUACGGACCACACAAAAACAUCGAAAAAAUCCGUUGGCCAAUUUGUUCGUCGCAUUUUAUUUGGACAGUGUGCUGGCGUUUCAAAGACAAAAAAAUCAUCGAAUCGUUACACCGUUACCUGUACGCCAGCCAAUCUUUUGGAAGAUGCAUUUUAAAAUGCACGAUUCCGGUUUUUUUUUGAAUCAAACAAAAUUACCGAUGGUUCUAUCUAAUAUUUAUUCAUUACAUUCAUUUAUGUAGUCAGGUAGUUUGACAAAUGACAAUUUUCACAUACCGUCUCCAUUAAUACAUACAUACAUCGAUUUCGGUAAACAACUUCAUAC